GGCGCGUCUCAUAAAAGACAACGUCAAGAGUGACACCGGCAGUCACUCUAGCGGAGCGUCGUGUCGACGGUAGCGGGGCCGACCAUCUUUGCUUGUAUUUUUGGUGGUACAGAACGGCCAGCGCACCACGGUUGCGACGAAUCGCUACAAGCAGUGUAUCAGUGUAAUAAUGAAUUCGGAUGAAGGCCCUCCUGCGCUUUCAUCAGAAGUGGGAUCGAACGGAAUGCAAAAUGAAGAAAAAUUGUCGGAUACGUCACACGCUGAAAAACUAUUGAGUAACAUGGAAAGGUUGCUUUCUCGGGUUUUGGCUAUUCCACAAACGCCAACCGUGAGUACUAAUCGUUCACCACUUUUAAAGUUUGAUCCGGAUGAUUCUGAGUCAGAUAUUGAUGACUGGUGUAAAGUAACGGAGAUCAUUGUGACAAAUAAAGGCUUGGAAGGGGUUGACCUAUUAAUAGCCUUAACAGGAGCGCUAAAAGGUCGUGCUGGUGCAUGCAUAGCUAAGCUAAAUUUGGAAGAAAUCACUUGGAGUUCAGUCAAAGAGAUUUUAAUAGCCAGAUUUUCAAAACCCAAACUUAUCCAAGACUAUUUCGACGAUGUGUUGCGAUUUAAAAUAAGCGCUAAUGAGACAGCGUCCGAAUCAGCUCUACGUUUAUGGAAUCUUAUCGAAAAGAUACCUAAUACUAAGAUGUCUGAAGAAGUAAUAACUGGAUUUGUAAUUUCGGUACUGUGUCAAAAAGAUAACAUGAUACGUCGUGAACUAAAUGCACAGACAAUCACGAGCCGUGCCCUAUUAUUCCGCAUCCUUGGUGGAAUAUCACUGAAGAGACGCUUGGAUGCCGAAGCUCAAGAACCUGAAGCCAAGCGAGUUCGAUUGGUUGAGAAGUUCUCUGGCAAGUGUCAUUACUGCGGAUUGAAUGGACAUCGUAUAGCAGAGUGUCGAAAACGACGCAAUGAUAGGGAAACGAAAACUCAAGAGCCUUCAAGUUCAUCACGUUUAGUGGAAAAGAAGCCAGUUGUUACUUGCUACGCCUGUGGACAGCUUGGCCAUGUGGCGACGGCCUGUCUGAAUAAGAAGAAUAGUAGUGCAGCCACAGUCAAGGAAGUCCAACAAUGCGAGCACAGGCCCUCCAGAGGUACCCUAAGGACGUCAUCGGAAACUUACAGACGCCCGAGGACGGUCGUAUGUCAGUCUGGCCGUGACGGCGCGUCUCAUAAAAGACAACGUCAAGAGUGACACCGGCAGUCACUCUAGCGGAGCGUCGUGUCGACGGUAGCGGGGCCGACCAUCUUUGCUUGUAUUUUUGGUGGUACAGAACGGCCAGCGCACCACGGUUGCGACGAAUCGCUACAAGCAGUGUAUCAGUGUAAUAAUGAAUUCGGAUGAAGGCCCUCCUGCGCUU
Molecule: messenger RNA, 1403 nt
Organism: Manduca sexta (tobacco hornworm)
Lineage: Eukaryota; Metazoa; Arthropoda; Insecta; Lepidoptera; Sphingidae
Product: activity-regulated cytoskeleton associated protein 1-like
Exons: 2
Coding region: 170-1237 (355 amino acids)
Molecular function (GO): nucleic acid binding; zinc ion binding
Source: RefSeq, a predicted model, not a curated record